AUGUUUCUUCCUAUGUUACCCAUCUAUGCAGCGAUUUUGAUAAUACGUAGAAAAACCACGUCGAAGUUGCGCAGCGAAUCUAUUUCGGAGAGAACUUUGCAUUUACACUCACAGCUACUGAAGGCGCUCACCUAUCAAGCUUGUCUACCGAUGCUCUUCGUUGCUGGAAUGCUGAUGUUUUCAGUGGGAGACUUUAUGAUUCCGAACAAUCCACUGCUACAAUACGCACCCACAAUCAUGGGCCUUAUUCCAAUAUUCGAUCCUCUUUUAUCUCUGUAUUUCAUAAAACCAUAUCAAGAAUGGUUACGAAGAAACUUAAUAUGCAAGAAAUCCUCGAACACCCCAUUCAUCGAAAAGAUACGGAUUGCUUCACGAAAUGAAACCUGA
Molecule: messenger RNA, 387 nt
Organism: Cylicocyclus nassatus
Lineage: Eukaryota; Metazoa; Nematoda; Chromadorea; Rhabditida; Strongylidae
Source: the annotation of a GenBank genome assembly